AUGCCUGAUAAGCCUAAUUGUACCAUAGACACCGGCAGUCACAGUGAAGUAAGAACACAUCUAACAUGUACCAUAGACACCGGCAGUGACAGUGAAACACCGGGUCACAGUGGAGUAAGAACACAUCUAACAUGUACCAUAGACACCGGCAGUGACAGUGGAGUAAGAACACAUCUAACAUGUACCAUAGACACCGGCAGUGACAGUGGAGUAAGAACACAUCUAACAUGUACCAUAGACACAGGCAGUGACAGUGAAGUAAGAACACAUCUAACAGGUACCAUAGACACCGGCAGUGACAGUGGAGUAAGAACACAUCUAACAUGUACCAUAGACACCGGCAGUCACAGUGGAGUAAGAACACAUCUAACAUGUACCAUAGACACCGGCAGUCACAGUGGAGUAAGAACACAUCUAACAUGUACCAUAGACACCGGCAGUCACAAUGGAGUAAGAACACAUCUAACAUGUACCAUAGACACCGGCAGUCACAGUGGAGUAAGAACACAUCUAACAUGUACCAUAGACACCGGCAGUGACAGUGGAGUAAGAACACAUCUAACAGGUACCAUAGACACCGGCAGUGACAGUGGAGUAAGAACACAUCUAACAUGUACCAUAGACACCGGCAGUGACAGUGGAGUAAGAACACAUCUAACAUGUACCAUAGACACCGGCAGUCACAGUGGAGUAAGAACACAUCUAACAUGUACCAUAGACACCGGCAGUCACAGUGGAGUAAGAACACAUCUAACAUGUACCAUAGACACCGGGUCACAGUGGAGUAAGAACACAUCUAACAUGCCCGAUAAGCCUAAAUGUACCAUAGACACCGGCAGUCACAGUGAAGUAAGAACACAUCUAACAUGUACCAUAGACACCGGCAGUGACAGUGGAGUAAGAACACAUCUAACAUGUACCAUAGACACCGGCAGUGACAGUGGAGUAAGAACACAUCUAACAGGUACCAUAGACACCGGCAGUGACAGUGGAGUAAGAACACAUCUAACAGGUACCAUAGACACCGGCAGUCACAGUGGAGUAAGAACACAUCUAACAUGUACCAUAGACACCGGGUCACAGUGGAGUAAGAACACAUCUAACAUGUACCAUAGACACCGGCAGUCACAGUGGAGUAAGAACACAUCUAACAUGUACCAUAGACACCGGGUCACAGUGGAGUAA
Gigantopelta aegis is the source of this 1185-nucleotide messenger RNA. RefSeq names its product putative per-hexamer repeat protein 5. Bases 1 to 1185 code for a protein of 394 amino acids. Lineage: Eukaryota; Metazoa; Mollusca; Gastropoda; Neomphalida; Peltospiridae. The record is from RefSeq and is a predicted model, not a curated record. The transcript has 3 exons.